GAGGAAACACACACACACACACUCAUCCUCACAGACGGAGUCAAAUAUAUACACUCACUUUCUUUGUCGCGCACACGCGCACUCAACAACCACACACACACACACACACACACAUACCUCAGCCGAGGAAAGCAAAGUACAGCAUGGCUGCUGCACUACUACGGGAGGAGCCUCGGCUGGGCAGCACCCCGCUGGCCAUGUUAGCCGCCACCUGCAGCAGAAUCGGUGAUCCCGGUCCUUCGUGUUCCCCUGCCCUUUCCGAUGGAGCCCAUCAGGGUUUCGCCAGGGGCUUUCACGCGUGGAGAGGGGCCGCCCCGGGCAACAGCGGCCUCGGUGUGUGCCUCUCACCGCUCGAGGUUCCCUCUGGCACCCCGAGCAGUAACGGAACCAGACUGACCGAGACCUCGAGCGCUUUUUCUGUCACCACUGCCAACUCACACUUUGGGAACGAUGUUUCGAUGUACCAGACAGCUGUGUCAUCGUCAGACAACAACUUUUCGGAUCCCCCACACACACAGCGCUCCGUGUUUCUCACCAAAUACUCGCCCUCGAUGGAGGGCAUUGCUGGGAUUUAUCCGAGGGUGCACGCGCAUCCCUACGAGUCCUGGUUCAAACCCGGAGGUGAGGUCACUAACGCUUCUUCUUCUUGGUGGGACAUGGGCACCAGCUGGGUGGACGCACAGAGCCCGGCCGGGUUACCUUCACCUCUGAGCGGCUACAGCCCUGGUUACAGCUCCGCCUUCGGCUCCGGUGCUUCUCAUCACCUGCUCCCCACUACACAGCACCUGUUUGACGGAUUCAGACAGCCUCACCCGACUCCCUACAAAGAGUCCACGACGACGGGUACACCUGCGCUCACAGGAACACCCGUCGUGUCUGUGCCCACAUCCUCCCGCUCAUCAUCACGGCGCUAUUCCGGCAGAGCCACGUGUGACUGCCCGAACUGUCAGGAGGCGGACAGCCUCGGUCAGGGCGGCUCGAGCCCGCGGCGGAGGGCCCUGCACAACUGCCACAUCCCCGGUUGUGGUAAAGUCUACGGAAAGACCUCUCACCUGAAGGCGCACCUGCGCUGGCACACCGGGGAGAGGCCGUUUGUCUGCAACUGGCUCUUCUGCGGGAAACGUUUCACGCGCUCCGACGAGUUGCAGCGACAUUUGCGCACGCACACCGGGGAGAAGCGUUUCGAAUGCUCGGUGUGCCAUAAAAGGUUCAUGCGCUCCGAUCACCUCAGCAAGCACUCGAGGACGCACGGCGCCGAGGGCUCCGAGGACGGCGGGGACCCGGGGCUCUGUAAAGGAACCAGCGACACUGACAACAGCCUCUCCGGUAGUCCGAGUCAGUCUCCCGGGCUGCACGUGCGUGAGACUGUCCAAACCAGCAGCGAGGCGCAGAGAGCCGUGGAGUAAAUAACAAAGAUACACGAAAAACAAAGCAAUACGUGAACAUUCGAUAACACUGAAGUGUAAUUUCCUGAAAAAUGGCACUUUAUCAUGAACUUCAGCUGUGGAUGAACCGUGUCCUUACCUCAAAUAUGUUAUUUGUAGCUUUCUUUAAAAAAUAAAAAUCUACUUUGCAGUUUAUCAAACUUGUUUUAUUUCGAGAUUUGUUAUGCAUGCUUUAUUUAAUU
Solea solea (common sole) is the source of this 1627-nucleotide messenger RNA. It is a transcript of the gene sp8a, whose product is annotated as sp8 transcription factor a. NCBI's taxonomy places the organism in Eukaryota, Metazoa, Chordata, Actinopteri, Pleuronectiformes, Soleidae. The transcript has 2 exons. The record is from RefSeq and is a predicted model, not a curated record. Bases 144 to 1406 code for a protein of 420 amino acids. Gene Ontology annotation, biological process: regulation of transcription by RNA polymerase II. Gene Ontology annotation, molecular function: DNA-binding transcription factor activity, RNA polymerase II-specific; RNA polymerase II cis-regulatory region sequence-specific DNA binding.